AUGGCUGAGGGUGAGGGUGUAAAGGGGGAACGAAAUGUGAGGAUUAUAGCGGCCGAAGAUAGGAAUGGGGGAGAGAGAAGUCCGGCUAUAAUGUACGAAGGACAGGACAAGAAUCCGGAGAUGUGCCGGGUGCUGCUGACCCACGAGAUCAUGUGCAGUCGUUGCUGCGAUAAGAAGAGUUGCGGCAACAGAAACGAGACGCCUUCGGAUCCGGUGAUAAUAGACAGAUUUUUCCUCAAGUUCUUCCUGAAGUGCAACCAGAACUGCCUGAAAAACGCGGGGAAUCCGCGCGACAUGCGCCGUUUUCAGGUGGUGAUCGCAACGCAGGUAUCAGUCGAUGGACCUCUUCUCGCCAUCUCCGACAACAUGUUCGUGCACAACAACUCGAAGCACGGCCGACGCGCGAAGAGAUUGGACCCGGCCGAAGGUAGCUAUGUGAACAGUCUCUACCCUCCGCUUCCGGUCGCCACCCCCUGCAUCAAGGCCAUCAGUCCGAGCGAAGGAUGGACUUCCGGCGGAAGUACCGUCAUCAUAGUAGGCGACAACUUCUUCGACGGUCUUCAGGUCGUCUUCGGCACGAUGCUCGUCUGGAGCGAGUUGAUUACUCCACACGCGAUAAGAGUACAAACGCCUCCAAGACACAUACCAGGAGUAGUGGAAGUCACCUUGUCGUACAAAUCAAAGCAGUUCUGCAAAGGAGCGCCCGGCAGAUUCGUCUACGUCUCAGCUCUCAACGAACCGACGAUAGAUUACGGCUUCCAGAGGCUCCAGAAGCUGAUACCGAGGCAUCCAGGUGAUCCAGAAAAACUACCGAAGGAGAUUAUAUUGAAAAGAGCCGCCGAUUUGGCUGAAGCUCUAUACACGAUGCCGAGGAACAAUCAGCUCUCGCUUUCCGGUCCUCGUUCGCCGACGAUGAGCAAUAACGGCAUGACCUCGACCUUCAACACGUACACGGGUCAAUUGGCGGUCAGCGUGCAGGACAGCGGAAACGGUCAGUGGACAGAAGAAGAGUACGGGGGCAGCAGGACGCAGAGCAGCAGCGUUUCGCCGCGCGGUGGUGGAUACUGCUCGAGCGCCUCCACGCCGCACUCCUCCAACGGCGGCGGUUCGUACGGCGGCGGAAGCGGAAGUGGUGGAGGAGGAGGAGGAUCAAGUGGAGGUGGAGGAGGCGGCGGCGGUGGUAACAUGAACGGAUACGGGGGUUCGACCCCCACGAGCACGGCGCAACUCUCCAACAUGCUGCCGGGAUCACCGUCCGCCGGCAUCUUCAACUCAACACCGAUAGCGCAAGACGGGCAUUAUCAUUUCGGCAACGGCUCGGACAAAGAGAAAAGCGCCUUCGCCCCGGUGGUAAGGGGCUGCUCGCCGCCUCCGCCCCAUCAACAGCCGCCCCCGCUUGCCCAUCACCAUCCUCCCGCCCCUGCACUUUUCCAGCACCAACCGAUCACCGGUUGGCAUCAUCUCGCUGUACAAUUUUCCACUUCUUUUUUUUUCAACGUCCGAAUGGGUCUAGUGUCUUCGCCGUUCGCAUCGAUGAACCCGUUCGCCUUGCCGACCUGCAACGCCCAGAGCUACGGAGCGCCGCUCGUCGGGACGACGAAAUAGCCGUUGGGGUCGGAGGUCGGAUCCCCCAGCCCGACGGAGACGACGUCCAUACAACAACAACCAAUGUACCAAGUGUAAUCGAACGCUCAUCCAACUCUAACAACAACAACAAGAAACGAAAGGACGAACGAAGCUCAUAUCUAUUGCACGUCUACUUUAACUGUGAUCACAUUAACUAAAAAAACAUUAAAUACUUGUGCGAAUCAUAAAACCCGCAAUCAAAAGAAACUACACAAGUAUUUAAGUGAGCGUCGAUUGAAAAAAACAAAAAAAAAACAAACAAAAUCGACUUGAAUCUUAAUCAUAUCCAUGACGACGACAACAAAAACAAACAUUAAUUAAUUGAAUAUAAACAUAUCGCUUCAAGCUGGGAAAUCUUAAGUAAACGAAAUUUUUUGAACCCAACACACACACGUAUUUCGUAGUUUUGUAUAAACAUUAUCUUAAUUAAUUAUUAUCUUAGAACUUAAACCGGUGUACAUAACGAAACUGUACAAAAAUUGUUUAUAAACUACACAGAUUUAGCA
This is a messenger RNA of Nicrophorus vespilloides, 2132 nucleotides long. Its product is annotated as transcription factor collier-like. Lineage: Eukaryota; Metazoa; Arthropoda; Insecta; Coleoptera; Silphidae. Gene Ontology annotation, biological process: regulation of transcription by RNA polymerase II. Gene Ontology annotation, molecular function: DNA-binding transcription factor activity, RNA polymerase II-specific; RNA polymerase II cis-regulatory region sequence-specific DNA binding. The transcript has 13 exons. The record is from RefSeq and is a predicted model, not a curated record. Bases 1 to 1605 code for a protein of 534 amino acids.